AUGGAUCGCAUUUCUGAGUUCGUUGACUACCUGCAGGUGUGCAAUGAGUUCGGACAGACCAUAUAUGGCCACCUUGCCCAGAUCAUUGCAAAACUACUGGAUGACCAUCCUGAAGACGCCGCAGCAGCCAUUGCCUCUAUUUCCAGGGAAAUCAAGGCGUCUGUUGGUUGCUAUGAUAACGAGACGGCUGGAAAAACCUAUGAACCAGUCCUUUCUGAUGAUGAUUUUGCACGAUUGGAGGAGGUUCUCAAGUCAGCUCUGUCGACAGAUCAUGCUGUCUCUGUCCUUAAGCCGUGCAAAACAAUCGUUCCCAAUAUCCUUCGCCUCAAUGAGCAGCUUAAGUUAGUUGGGCAGGGAUUUGACGACGUUACCGCAUCUAUCUUACAAAAGAGGAUUUCUCAAUUUGAGGUAGAGCGGCGGGGCUACUUUUCUGUUAUCUCCUUCUUCGGCCGGUUUACCACAACAUCUGGACACUACUAUGUCCUGGAGUGCCUCCCUUUCAAGCCGCGCAAGAAGAUGUUCCGCUUUCAGGGGCCGGGACCUGCCUCAGUCAAUUCGGAUAUUUUAGAUCUAAACAAAGAUCUAGAUACAGCACCUACAGCAGAAACGAUAGCUCCUCCACCAUCUGCACUUGCCAAAGAUGGAAAGCCUGCUAAUUACACCUACCUCACAGAUAGAAAGAUUAAGAAGCUUACUGACGAGGAAAAGCUCUAUCUGGACCCAGAUGACCUAGAAUUUGAUCUGAGAACGAUAGCUCCUAAGCCUCGGCGCCUCUAUCCACACGUUGAGCCUGCUGGCGAUGGGGUGCACCCAGAGGGGGCCAACCGCUUCGUGUAUUUUGUCACGGCAGACUUGCUCGUUGCCGAUGUGAACCAGGUUGUCAAGUGGGUCCGUUUGCCGGACUUGGAGGCCCGUCAACUAAAGCUGUCGCGGUUCAUUAAUGUUCGCCUCUCAGGGAAUUUAUCCAGGCGUAUCUAUGACAGAAUUCCUCCCUUUCCAGGAUGUGAGGCUCACUAUCUGCGGUGCAUUAUCACGCGCAUCAAGCAUGGUGCAGAGCUAGCUCCUGCUGCAUGCUUAGUGCCAGGCCCUGAGCCUGAAGAGACAGAGGAAGAUAUAACGGAAGAGGAACAAGCGAGGCAGAAGGCCCUAUUAUUUGCAGAUCCUACUGUAGUUGCAGACUUUUCCAAGGAUUCAUGUGAGCCAGACGAGCCAGUAGACUCUAAGAUGGCUGGGAAAAGCAUUCUUCCAUGGCCCGAGCGCAAUAGAGAGAUAGCUAACGUUGAAUUUGUUGAGCUAUUAGAGCUGGCAAACUGGGUGCAUGCAUGUCCGAUCCUGUCGCACAGAGGAAAGGUUCUUCCGUGGACUUAUCCAGAGGACGAAGAGGAACCUGAAGAAGAGGCGGAGGAAGAAGAGCCCGAAGAGGAAGAAAAGGAAGAACCUGAGGAUGAACCUCCAGUUGAGGAGAAGGUUGAAGAGGAGGAGGAUGCCAAUGGCGAAGAAAAGGGUGAAGAUGGCGAAGAUAAAGACGAAGGAGAAGAAGAGCCAGAAGAAGAGGAACCAGAGGAGCCCCUUCCUCCUCCUAAAAAGCCUGUACAGGAGCGGCUUGAUGCUGCAUACGCCGAGUCUGAUCAGCUCCGCAUAUUAACUGAGGCUAUCGAUACUUAUAAGCAGAUUGCCCGGCAAAAGUGCCGCUUUACGGUCCCCCGAGCGUUCUGGGAGGCGGUUCGAGAUCCAUGGGACCCUGUGUUCAAGGAGAACCGCUCUGUUUACCAGACCAGCAGGUACUUUGGACUUGAGAUUGCCCCCGUUGACAUUAACUGUAAAGAGCAGGAGCUUGAUGACAAGGAGCGCGAAUAUUGGGAUAAGGAACAGGAGAUAGAGGACACUCUGAAGGAGCAGGAUGAGCAGCUUUUGGAGGGCGAUUACUAUGAUGAAGAAAAGGAAGUCCUCCAAAAGGACAGACCAGAGAUGCUCUCUCCUGCAGAUACAGAUGCUCCACUUGUCCUUCAUGCAGGGCCAAUGGGCUCUGUCGAUGUCAACGCAGAGGAGGUCGAUGGGCAGAAGGUCGUCCCUGCGUAUACCGUCAUCUUCAACAAGACCCUGAACCGCCACUCUCCCGUCGUCGUCCGCAGCAACCGUUGGCCAGGAAUGCUCAAUGUCUGCUUCAACCACAGCAACGGCGACCCCCUGGUCUAUACCUCUAUUUACAUAGGCGAUGGUCGACAGACAGAGAGUAUCAAUGCCCUUGACAAGUAUCGCGCGGUGGUGCCUGCCCCAAUGCAACUCCCUCCUGCAGACAUAUUAGAGGAAGACGACCCCGUCUUGGAGAUAGAAACUGAGUGUCGUGAGCGGGUGGAGGACAUUGAGCGUCGUGAUAAGGACGAGCUUGACAGGCUUAUUAGAGAACGUCUAGAAAGGAAGGAGGCCCGCUUGGCCGAAAAACGCGCAAGGGAAGAGGAACGUGCCCGAGAGCUUGCUGCACAGGAGGAGCAAGAGGAAGCCGAAGAAGAGGAGGAGCCCUAG
Molecule: messenger RNA, 2523 nt
Organism: Giardia duodenalis
Lineage: Eukaryota; Fornicata; Diplomonadida; Hexamitidae
Product: Radial spokehead-like protein
Exons: 1
Coding region: 1-2523 (840 amino acids)
Biological process (GO): cilium assembly; axoneme assembly; cilium movement involved in cell motility
Cellular component (GO): axoneme; radial spoke
Source: RefSeq, a predicted model, not a curated record